GCCCAGACUGGUACCUGACCAAGGUGAAGCUGAGAGUGGCCGACGUGAAUGAUAACGUUCCGGAGUGGAGCAUGGAGCCGUACCCCUACCUGGCAGUGGUGGCGCCCCAGGCCCCCUCGGGGACUCUGGUCUACCAGCUCCAGGCCCUGGACCCGGACGAGGGGAGCAGUGGGGAGGUGGAGUACUUUCUGUCCGAUGGAGGGGAGGGCUGUUUUUCAGUUGCCCAGCAGACGGGCCGUGUGGUGACUACAGGGUUUCCCCUGCAGAGAGACAGGGAGUACCUCCUCAGCGUGCUGGCAUUCGACGGCCUGGGGAGUCGCAGCGCUCCCGCCAUGCUGUCUGUGGUGGUGGGGCCUCGCGCCCCCCAGUUCACCAACACCAGCUACGCCAUCUCCAUACCUGAGAACACACCUGAGGGACAGGCCUUCCUGGUAGUGCUGGCCAUUUCCUUCCAGAAGCAGCCAAUCAGCUACAGCCUGCUGAUCAACCCCAGCAGUCUGUUCUCCAUGCAGGGAGAGACUGGGGAGGUGGGCCUGACCAGGACGCUGGACUACGAGAGCGACCAGCGGAGAUAUCUGCUGAUGGUCCGCGCCAGUGAGGGGGGGCCUGGGGGCCUCAGUAGUGUCACUGAGAUCCAGGUGGUGAUAACUGAUGAGAAUGACUGUGUUCCAGAGUUCCUCCAGUCUAUCUACAGUGUGGACGGAGUCCUAGAGACAGUAACCACAGCAACCUCUCUCCUGCAGGUGCUGGCCAGUGACUGUGACUCAGGCCUGAAUGCUGAGCUGACCUACUACACCCUGAGCCCUGACUUCAGCGUGUCGCCCCAUGGUACCAUCUUUCCUGCCGGUCGUCUUGACUACGAGCGGCCCAACCACCUGUAUGAGUUUGUCGUCAUGGCGGUGGACAGUGGGGAGGAGCCUCAGUCUGGGACGGCCACCAUCCGACUGCGCAUGGCCAAUGUUAAUGACGAGCCGCCUGCAUUCUCACAGUCUGACUACAGGACGUUUGUCUCAGAGGACGCGGGCCCCAACACGCUGGUUGCCACGGUGCUGGCCAAGGACCCCGACGGUGACGGGAUCGGCUACUCCAUCACAGAUGGGAACGAGGAGGGGAACUUCGUCAUCGACAGCCAGAAAGGGCUCAUCCGGCUUCGCUCCACCCCUCCACCCAAGCUGCAAGGCCUGGAGUAUGUCCUCAACGUCACGGCAACAGACGACAACGCUUCCGGUGGGCCCCACCCCCUCUCCAGCACCACCAGGGUCAUCGUGGGGGUGGAUGACGUCAACAACAACAAGCCCGUCUUUGAGAAGUGCCAGCAGUAUCGUGAGCAGGCGUCGGUCCUGGAGAACCAGCCAACCGGGACCUUUGUUCUUCAAGUGCAGGCCGUGGAUGCAGACGAAGGGGCCAAUGGGAAGGUCAAGUACGGCUUGAUGCAUAGAGACAGCACCAUCCCAGCCUUCAAGGUCCACCCCGACACAGGGGUGAUCGUGACGGCCCGGCGGUUCGACAGGGAGCAGCAGAGGGAGUACUCCAUCACAGUCACGGCCAUCGACCGUGCCGAGGAGCCUCUGAUCGGCCUCUGCCAGCUCAGCGUGCUGAUCCUCGACCAGAACGACAACAGCCCCAAGUUUGAGAACCUCCGCUAUGAGUACUUCCUGAGGGAGGACACCAUGGUGGGCACCAGCUUCUUACGAGUGGCGGCGCAUGAUGACGACUUUGGCAGCAACGCGGCCGUCACAUACUCCAUGUCCCAGGAAGAGCCGGAGUACCUGAAGGUCAACCCGGUGACCGGCUGGCUCUACGUCAACGAGCCCAUCUCACAAAGGAGCUACAUCACCCGAGAGGUGGUGGCCACUGACGGGGGCGACCGCAGCACAUCAGUGGAGCUGGCCGUCACCAUCACCAACGUGAAGAACCAGCCGCCCCAAUGGGAGAGGGACGGCUACAGCGUGGUCCUGCCUGAGAACACCCCCAGGGACACCCCCAUCGUGACUAUCAAGGCCACCUCCCUGCUGGGCGACCCCAGGGUGACCUAUAACCUGGAGGAUGGCUCGGUCCCGGAGACCAACAUGCCCGUUCGCUUCUACCUGUCUCCCAACCGCGAGGAUGGCUCCGCCUCCAUCCUGGUCUCCGAGCCGCUGGACUACGAGACCACGCCCACUUUCUCCCUCCGUGUGCGGGCGCAGAACGUGGCGGCGGUUCCCCUGGCGGCCUUCACCACCGUCUACGUUAACGUCACGGACGUAAAUGACAACGUCCCCUUCUUCACCUCCUCCAUCUACGAGGCGUCGGUGACCGAGGGCGCUCAGGUGGGGACUCUGGUGCUGCAGGUGUCCGCCCAUGACAAGGACCUGGGGCUCAACGGACAGAUCUCCUACUCCCUGCUGAGUGACAGUAGUGGGGAUCACCGCUUGUUCCGGAUCCACCCGGAGCUGGGCUCCAUCUACACGGAGGCCGUGUUUGACCGCGAGGCCCGAGGGUCCUACCUCCUGGAGGUCCAGUCUGAGGAUGGCCGGGAGUCUGCGCGGCCGGGACGCAACAAGCAGCCCAACUCUGACACGGCGUAUGUGCGGGUGUUCAUCAGCGACGUGAACGACAACAAGCCGGUGUUUGCCCAGCGCCUGUACGAGGUGGAGGUUGACGAGGAUGCAGAUGUAGGCCUGGCCGUCAUCACCGUCAGCGCUAACGACGAAGAUGAAGGUGCCAACGCCAAGGUGCGUUACCAGAUCACGUCUGGGAAUACGGGCGGUGUGUUCGACAUGGAGCCGGAGGUGGGCUCCAUCUUCAUCUCCCAGCCGCUGGACUACGAGAAGCAGAAGCGCUACAGGCUGCUGGUGCUGGCGUCGGAUGGGCGAUGGGAGGACUAUGCCGCCGUGGUGGUGAACGUGGUCAACAGGAACGACGAGGCGCCCGUGUUCUCCGUCAACGAGUACUACGGCUCCGUCACCGAGGAGCUGGACGGCUCGCCUGUCUUUGUACUGCAGGUGACGGCGACAGACCCGGACAAGGACGCGGACCAGGGCGCCGUGCGCUACUCCCUCCAUGGCCAGGGGGCGGAGUCCCAGUUCGUCAUCAACGACAUCACGGGGGAGAUGUACGCCCAGCGCACCCUGGACCGCGAGGACCGUGCUGUGUGGCGUUUCGUCGUCCUGGCGACGGACGAGGAAGGGGAGGGGCUUACCGGAUUCACCGACGUCAUCAUCAACGUGUGGGACAUCAAUGACAACGCCCCCGUUUUCCCCUGCGCCCCCGAUAACUGCCAUGGCAACGUACCGGAAAACUCCCCUCCCGGAACUGUUGUCAUGGAGAUGAUGGCGGUUGACCUUGACGACACGGCCGUGGGCCAGAACGCCAUCCUCACCUACAGAAUAGCGGAGAACGCCCGCACCACCCGCGGGGACGAUCUCUUCGCCAUCGACGCCAGUACCGGAACCGUUUCCGUGGCGUCAGCCGGGCUGGACCGGGAGGAGGCGGAGAGUCACCGUCUGGUGGUGGAAGCGAGGGACGGGGGGGGCAUGACCGGAACGGCCGUCGCCACGGUGACGGUCGGCGACCUGAACGACCACGUCCCCCGGUUCAGAGACGAGAGGUGUGGGGCCCGGGUGUCUGAGAGCAGCCAGCCGGACGCCCUGGUCCUGGAGCUGCCCGGGGUGGACGGCGACGCGGGGCUGUACGGCCUGCUGGCCUUCAGCCUGGUGGGGGGAGACCCGGAGCAGAGCUUCUACAUGGUGACCCAGCGGCAGGAGCACACAGCCCUGCUGAGGCUGAGGGAGCGUCUGGACUACGAGAGGCCGGCCCAGCGGACCUUCAACCUCACCGUCAAGGUGGAGGACCCAGACUUCUCCAGCUUCAUCCACUGCAUCAUCCAGCUGGCGGAUGAGAACGACAACGCACCGGUGUUCUCGUCCUCGCCCCCUCCCCCGACCCUCCUGUCGGAGGACGUGGCUGUGGGGGCCAGGGUGGGCCAGGUCCAGGCCACUGACCCGGACUCGGGCCUGAACGGGAGGGUGCUUUACUCCAUCGCCCCUGAGUCCGACCCUCGGCGCCAGUUCUCCGUCGACGGCGACGGGGUCGUCACGGUCGCGGGCGCGCUGGACCGCGAGGCGCUGCCCGGGUACCUGCUGGUUGUCGUGGCAACGGACCAGGGGGUUCCUCCGUUGAGUGGCAGCGCCACGGUAACGGUCAGCCUCCUGGACGUCAACGACAAUGGGCCAGAGCUGGAGACGGGCUACGCCCCCCUCCUCUGGGAGAACAGCCCCGUCCCCCAGCUGGUCUGGCUGAACACCACCUCCCCUCUGCUGCACGUGAAGGACAGAGACACCCCCGAGCACGGCCCCCCCUUCUCCCUCUCCCUGCCCCCCCUCCUCCCCCCAGACUUCCACCUGCAGGACCACGGCAACGGCAGCGCCACCCUCACCGCGCUCCGCGCCUUUGACCACGAGAGGCAGACCAAGCUCCGCCUCCCCAUCGUCAUGAUUGACAGCGGCAGUCCACCAAUGACGGUCACCAACACCCUGACGGUUUUGAUUGGCGAUCGCAACGACAACCCCCACCUGGGCGGGGAGAAGGAGGUGUUCGUCCACGGCCGCAGGGGAAGGAUGCCCACCAUGGACCUGGGCAAGGUGUUUGCCCCUGAUCCUGAUAUCUGGGACAACAAGACCUACACUCUGGAGGCAGGCCUGCCCAGGUAUUUCACUGUGAACAAGACCACAGGUCAGCUGACCAUGAGAGCCAACACUCCCGCUGGCAGUUAUUGGCUGAAGGUCUGGGUGUCAGAUGACGUGUGGCCGGACAUGGUCUCCGGGGUCAAAGUUCAUGUCAGAGAGCUUGAGGAACUGGCCAUCCGAUCCUCUGCUUCCCUGCGUCUGAGAGGCAUCACCCCCCGGGAGUUCAUGACCCCUGGUGUUGACGAGAGGGGCAGUCGGCUGGACCGGUUCCGGGACUUCCUGUCCGCUCAGCUUUCGGUCAAGUCCAGCAGCGUGACCAUCUUCAGCCUGACCGAUGUGGGCACAGGGAAGCUGGACGUGCGUUUCUCCGUGUUCACAGACGUCUACCUCCGUCCUGAGAAGUUGCACGGAUACCUCUCGGCCCACAAACAGAAGCUGCAGGCCAUGCUGCGUGUGAAUGUGUCCCAGGUACGGGUGGAUGAAUGUGUCAACACGGACUGCCGUGCCAAGGGAGGCUGCUCCACCCAUCUGAGCGUCAGCGAUGACCCCACCCUGGUGGACGCCGGCAGUGCAGCCCUGGUGUCCGUAACCAUCACCCCCUCAGCCGUGUGCGGCUGCUCUGCCAGGGGGCGGAGCCACCACGCCUGCUCCUCCUACCCCUCCGGCCCCUGCCUCAACGGGGGGACCUGCCUCGACGCGCUGAGUGGCUACAGGUGCCAGUGCCCGCCACUGUUCGAGGGUCCGGAAUGCCAGCAGACCAGGCGGCGUUUCCUCGGUAACGGCUACGCCUGGUUUCCUCCCAUGAUGCCGUGCGUGGACAGCCUGGUCUCCGUGGAGUUCCUGACAGAGGGCGAGGACGGGCUGCUGCUCUACACGGGCCCCCUGGCAACCCUGUUGCCGGGAGACCCGGAGGACUACAUGGCUAUAGAGCUGAUUGGUGGAAACCCCAUCCUGAAGAUCAACCAUGGUUCUGGAACCCUUGUGAUGCAGCUGCAAGCUAAUGUAGCGGACCGACGCUGGCAUCGAUUGGAUGUUAGAAGUAACAGUAAGGAAGUGCGCUUCACCUUGGACCGCUGCUCCAGCGCCAUCGUCAUGGAGACAGAGGGUGUGGAGACUUGGGCCAUGACAGAGGACCGCUCCUCCUGUGAGGCCAGGGGAGUGACCCCCAAUAAGGACAGGUUCCUGGACGGCAGCCUGGUACUCCAGCUGGGGGGAGUGAAGGAGAACCUGUCCUACCAGUACCCCCUGCUCCAGCACAAACACUUCACCGGCUGCAUCCGCAACCUGGCUGUGGACACCCAGCUCUACGACUUGGCUUCUCCUGCAGAGUCCUCUGGCACUGUCACAGGAUGUUCUCUGACUGACGCCAGCUGCCUGAACAUAGGAGUCCCCUCCUGUGGCACCAGGGGGCGCUGUCUGGGCGAAUGGAGCUCCCACAGCUGCCAGUGUGAGCCGGGAUACACAGGAGCCCAGUGUGACCAAGAAUCACCGGCGUUCUCCUUGGAUGGGCGGAGUCAUGUCCAGUACCAGCUGCAGUGGGCCCUGUCGGCCCGUCAGACCAGAUUCCAGGCGCUGAUCCGGACCCGGUCUGCGGGCGGAGUGGUCCUCAGUCUGCUGUCCCAGGAGCAGAGCGAGUUCCUGCGUCUGGAGGUCUACCAGGGACUGCUGUGCGUCUUCUACAACUUGGGUGAUGGAGACUACAACGUGACGCUGCCUCUCCAUCGCCUUGACGACGGGGAAUGGCACCAGGUGGAGCUGGACCGCAGCGGCAGAGUGUUCACCCUGAGGCUGGACGGGGGCGGCGGGGGGCGGGAGGUCUCUGCCUCUCCAGGACGCAGCCAGGAGCUCAUCAUAGACCCGUCUGUGGUGAUGCUGGGAAACUCCUUCCCCUCAGGACACAACCACAGCUUCAUAGGCUGUGUGAGGGAUGCGAGGCUGAGUGGCAGGCCCCUGUCCCUGUCCACGCUGCUGUCUGAGGGGGUCCAGGUGGCCAGCUCCCAGGGGCUCUCUCCUGGAUGCCCCUCCCGCGCCUGCAGGGAUCACCAGUGCUCUCCGCCCUUCAUCUGCCUGGACCUAUGGAGGCGCCAUGAGUGCAGGUGCCCUCCAGGUCACAUGACCAAAGACAGCCCCUCGGGUGGGAAGACGUGCGUGUACACGCUUUGCGCCAGCCGGCCCUGUCGCCACGGCACCUGCGUGGCCCACUCGCCCUCGCGCUACUCGUGCCACUGCAGCACGGGCUACAGGGGGCGCCACUGCGAGCUGGAGCUGGCUCUCUCCCACAACCAGGAGGGCAGCAGUCUGAGCCUCAGCUCCAUGUUUGCCAUCAGCAUCUGUGUGCUGGCCUUCCUAGUGCUGACGUUGGGCUUGUUCCUGUACUCGUGCUGGAGGAGGCACAAGGGGCUGAAGGAGGGGGUGUACCACGUGUCCGCUCACCAGGGGGAGUGGGAGGACAUCCGGGAGAACGUCCUCAACUACGACGAGGAGGGGGGGGGGGAGCAGGACCAGAAUGCCUUCAACAUGGUGGAGCUCCAAAGGUCCCUGCAGUCCAGCCCGGCCCAGUCUCUGAGGUACAGCUACCCACAAUGCAUCAUCUACCCGCAGAACAAACCGCCCAGCAACAAUACCAACGGGAUGGCCAAUGGCAGCGCGGCCAUCGCCCUGCGCCUGGCGAUGCCCCCCUCGGAGAGCGCGGGCCUUCCCUCCCCGCUCGCCACCCGCCGCUCUCACCUCUCCCUCUCCCUGUCCAGCCAGGACCUCGCCCUCUACCUGUGUGAGGUCAUCAGAGACACUGAGCGCCUAGGAAACCCCGGUACCAUGACUAUGCCGCGCAAGGGUGUGGCCAACAAAGGGCGUAGCUUGGCUUCCAUGCGCUCCCUCAGUUCGCUGGGGUCAGAGGGCAAGGGUCAGAGAGCACCAAACCCGCAAUUGGACCGGCUCAAAGCUCUGAGGGCGGCGGUUAGUGACCUGAGGUCUGACAUGGCCAGUAAGAACUCAGAGGGACAGAGAGACAAGAGGAAGGAGAGCAGGGAACAGCCCAGCAGUGAGAAGAGUGGGUGAGAUCUGGGAGAGA
Molecule: messenger RNA, 7737 nt
Organism: Osmerus eperlanus (European smelt)
Lineage: Eukaryota; Metazoa; Chordata; Actinopteri; Osmeriformes; Osmeridae
Product: neural-cadherin-like
Exons: 32
Coding region: 72-7724 (2550 amino acids)
Biological process (GO): adherens junction organization; calcium-dependent cell-cell adhesion; cell-cell junction assembly
Cellular component (GO): catenin complex; plasma membrane; adherens junction
Molecular function (GO): calcium ion binding; cadherin binding
Source: RefSeq, a predicted model, not a curated record